AUGUUUGGCUCUGGCUUUUCCCGGCCUCCGCGGGGCCGGGCCCCUUUAGGCCUUCUGCUGUCCCUUUGCCUCCUAUCAGCAGCAGCAGCAGCAGCAGCAGCAGCAGCAGCAGCAGCAGCAGCAGCAGCAGAAAUUGAAGCGCUGGAGGCGGCGAGCGCGGGCAGCUCUUUGCCCUUCUCUUCGGGCCCUGUAAUUCGCAGCUGGUCGAAAGUUCCUGCUGCGGACUGCACGCUGACUGCAGCCCCUGCUGCUGCUGCUGCUGCUGCUGCUGCUGCUGCUGCUGCUGCUGCUGCUCCUGCGCCCUUCGGGCCGUUCGAGGCGCUGCUGACGCUGAACAGCAAAGAGGAGAUCGUGGCCUUCGAGCCCGUGCAGGUGCAGCACCUGUGCAGCAUCAGCAGCAGCAGCAGCAGCAGCAGCAGCAGCAGCAGCAGCAGCAGCGGGGAGUGGCUGCACGUGCUGUGCCCGGACAGCAAGAGCCCCGAGGGCGCCGCUGCUGCUGCUGCUGCUGCUGCUGCUGCUGCUGCUGCUGGCCCCGGACCAGCCCCACUCCAUGCUGCAGCACCAAACCUCAACUUCAGACUUUCUCUCGCCAAAAGAAAUGUUUCUGGUUUGCUGCCAGCAGCUUUUGCUGCUGCUCUUCGCCGGCUGCUGCGCAGCAAACGACUGCAGCGCAGCAGCCCCGUGGCCGAGCUCUACGACUGGCUGCUGCAGUGCCGCAGCAGCAGCAGCAGCUACUUCCUCACCUGCACCACACCCAGCAGCAGCAGCAGCAGCAGCAGCAGCAGCAGCAGCAGCAGCAGCAGCAGCAGCAGCAGCAGGCGCAGCCCCCCCAACCCCCACCUCUCCUACACCAACUUCUGGGGAGACUUCCUCAUGGCUGCUUACGAAAGUCCAGACUUUAAGUCUCCAACUAUUCCCUCUUUUGGAGACAAUUAA
Molecule: messenger RNA, 936 nt
Organism: Eimeria necatrix
Lineage: Eukaryota; Apicomplexa; Conoidasida; Eucoccidiorida; Eimeriidae
Exons: 1
Coding region: 1-936 (311 amino acids)
Source: RefSeq, a predicted model, not a curated record